ACUGGAUUCUCUGGUAUCGGGUCAGUUCCAAUCGUAAAUCGGCGUAAGCAACAGUUUGUGUUAUCAUUUUUCGUUUUUAUCCGCCGAAAUGACUCGCCUAACUUUAACCAUGUUGGCUACUUUGAUAAUCUAUUUCGCCUACCAUACUACAGUGAGUGAAGGACUUUCCGCUGGCGGUUCCAAUCCGCCGGGGAAUGGUGAAAAUUUGGUGAACGAUGAACCUGUUGGUAAAGCUGUGAAUGCCUGGUUGAAGAGUGCGUACAACCGAAGGUCGUCGGGUGUUACAGGUGGAGGCCGAUUUGGAACACUUGCUGGAUUGCGCCGAUUAGCUCCAAUCGAUUCAGGAGCAACGGGUGGAAGAAUUCCCCUUGCUUACCUAUCGGACGUCGGGCUACUCGAGGAUGAGGAUAUUGAAAAACGGUUCGAUGACUACGGGCAUAUGCGUUUCGGAAAGCGUGGCGGUGAGGGCGAUCAGUUUGAUGACUAUGGACACAUGAGGUUUGGACGGUAAAUAGUGCAGUGAACGCGUCUUCACAAUGUGCAACUGCUUAGCGGCUGGUGACUUCUUUUUUCGUUUGGUUGAGUUGGUUGCCAAUAGGAUGAACGUGUAAACAACAAAACGUAAUAAAUAAUGUGCUGAUCUUCAA
Molecule: messenger RNA, 647 nt
Organism: Topomyia yanbarensis
Lineage: Eukaryota; Metazoa; Arthropoda; Insecta; Diptera; Culicidae
Product: callisulfakinin-like
Exons: 1
Coding region: 89-511 (140 amino acids)
Source: RefSeq, a predicted model, not a curated record